Morus notabilis is the source of this 1304-nucleotide messenger RNA. RefSeq names its product F-box/kelch-repeat protein At1g23390. Lineage: Eukaryota; Viridiplantae; Streptophyta; Magnoliopsida; Rosales; Moraceae. Gene Ontology annotation, cellular component: nucleus; cytosol. Gene Ontology annotation, molecular function: protein binding. Gene Ontology annotation, biological process: proteasome-mediated ubiquitin-dependent protein catabolic process. The record is from RefSeq and is a predicted model, not a curated record. The transcript has a single exon. Bases 103 to 1224 code for a protein of 373 amino acids.
AACACCACCAAGCUACUCAAAUCACUCCCCAACCCCAACCAUUUUAAUUAAUUUCGAAGAAAAAGCAUCUGGUUUUCUCAUUUCUUUCUUCAUUCUUCAGUAAUGUCUCAACACAGAAAAAUUCAAGAAGAAAGCGAACGUGAAGAAGCUCCAAUCUAUGGAGAUAUCUUAGAAGCCGUUUUAUCCUACGUGCCUCUUAUCGACCUGGUUUCCGCGUCCCAAGUCUCCAGGGCCUGGAACGCCGCCGUUUCGUCGUCGCUCUUUAACCUCAAGGCGAUUAAGCCAUGGCUCAUUGUCCACACUCAGAGCAACAGGCCUCCCCACGCCGCGACAGCCCACGCGUACGACACACGCUCCGGCCACUGGAUUCAGAUCCACAACCAACCGCCGAUCGAGUACAUCUCCGCCCUCCGAUCCUCCCACUCCACGCUCUUCUACAUGCUCUCCUCUUCAAAGUUCGCCUUCUCCGCCGACCCCCUCCGGCUGACAUGGCACACCGCCGACGCGCCGCUCGUGUGGCGGACAGACCCGAUCGUCGCGAAGGUCGGCGACCUCGUCGUCGUCGCCGGCGGGGGGUGCGAGUACGAGGACGAUCCGCUCGCCGUCGAGGUAUACGAUCCUAAGACCCGCGCGUGGACCGUGUGCGAGUCGAUGCCGGAGAUGCUGAAGGACUCCGCCUGGUCGGCGUCAAUGUCGACCGCUGUGUACGGCGGCGAGCUGUUCGUGACUGAGAAAGACAUAGGCCUGACAUACGCGUUUGAUACGAACUCCAAGACCUGGCGCGGGCCGUACUAUCUCCUUCCCGAGCAGGGAGCUUUCUGCACGGUGAUCGAGUUCGCCGGCGGGAAUCUGAUCGCGGUGGGACUUCUAGGGAGCCCCGAGAGUGUCAAAGCCGUAAAAAUGUGGAAAUUCAGUGGCGAAUCGUUCGAGAAAUUUGAGGUCGUCGGGGAGAUGCCGACGGAGAUGGUGGAGAAGUUGAAGGGAGUGAGCUCGUGCCUGCAGUCCAUCACGGCGGUGGCGAGGGGCAAUUUCGUAUUUCUGCACAACCCGUCGGAGCCCGAGGAGGUGAUCCAGUGCGAGAUCGUGAGUGGGGGGUGCAAGUGGGGAAGCGUACGGAACGCGGUGGCCAAUGAUAGGACGCGGAUGCAGAGGAUGGUGGUGGGGUGUUCCGACGUGGCGUUAGGGGAUUUGCGGAGAGCCGUCGCGAUGGUUGGGAGGGCCUGAGAUGAAAAUCCAACUUCAAGUUGUUGGCUGACGGCGCGUUUGGGCGGAAGAUUUAAAUAAUGUGAUUUAAAUUAUUUUUA